CUUCAAAUGCUGGAGCCCAAUAUCUUGAUCUUGGAGCCAAAAUUAUCGUACGACCAACAAUUCCUCUCUCUUCCUACCUACCGAACUCGCUUAAAGCAAAACAUCAUCAUCAAUGGCGUCCUCAAUUUUACUCUCACUCCCAUUUCUCUCUCCUCCAUUCCAAAAGCCUAAACCCCCAAAUUUCAAACCCUCACUUUCCCUCUCCCAAAAAUCAAUUUCCCGGCAAUUUAUCCACUCAAUUUCACUCACUACCUCAAUCAAAUGCACUCCAAAAAUUCCGCUGCUCCAACAAUGGAAAUUACUCGCCGGAACUUCCUUCGGAGACUCCGAUGACGAAGAAACCGACGCUUUUCUUGUCGGUGAAGAUUCCGCGGUUUUCGAAUUAAGUAGUCAGAAACUAAUUUCUUGGGUUUACUUCGCUGUGAUUUUAGGAGUUGUGUUAUUCGCGCUUAAUUUUCUCUGGAUUGAUAAUGCGACUGGAUUUGGCAAGUAUUUUAUUGAUGCCGUUGAGAGUGUUUUUCAAAGCCCUGAGUUGGUGAUGCUCAGUCUUACUAUCAUAUUUGCUGCUGUUCAUAGUGGACUAGCUAGUUUCAGGGAUGUGGGCGAGAAAAUUAUUGGAGAACGUGCUUUCCGUGUGCUAUUUGCAGGAGUUUCUCUUCCUAUAGCUGUUAGCACUGUGGUCUAUUUCAUCAACCAUAGAUAUGACGGGAUACAGUUAUGGCAGCUUCAAAGUGUUCCCGGGUUACAUCAGCUUAUGUGGUUAUCUUCUUUCGUCUCAUUUCUUUUCCUCUAUCCUUCUACCUUCAAUUUGUUAGAAGUAGCAGCAGUGGACAAACCCAAAAUGCAUCUUUGGGAAACAGGAAUCAUGAGAAUUACUCGCCAUCCACAGAUGGUUGGACAGGCGAUCUGGUGUUUAGCUCACACAAUUUGGAUUGGAAACUCUGUAGCAGUUGCUGCCUCCAUCGGCUUGAUCGGACAUCACUUAUUUGGUGUUUGGAACGGGGAUAGACGGUUGGCUUUACGAUAUGGGGAUGCUUUUGAGACUGUGAAGAAACGCACUAGUAUCGUUCCAUUUGCUGCGAUAAUUGAUGGACGGCAAAAGUUACCUAGAGAUUAUUACAAAGAAUUUAUUCGCCUUCCUUAUUUGGCGGUGACAGUAGUCACCGUGGGCGCUUACUUUGCUCACCCACUAAUGCAGUCAGCCAGCUUCCGACUUCACUGGUAGGGAUAAGCUGGUUGUUCUUCCGAUGAGGUGCUGACAAGUUUCGUGAUGUAUUUAACCACCGGUUCAACACCAGCAGUGAUAUUUAAGAGUACGAUUAUAGCCGAGCAUUGCCGCUGGAUACUUCUGUCAUUUUUGCAAUACUUGAUACCAUCUUUCUUGGGCUUUGUUAUAUGGACUCUUCAUUUUGCCCCGAGCACUCGUGACUCAUGUCUCGUGUCAGGUUUAGAGAGGUGCAUGUUAUAAGUUAUAAGCAUGAGCAAAGUAAAUUUUAUAUGAAUUGUAUAUUUGUAAAAAAGAUAAAAUGUUUGGACUCGAGCAUUCUUAGAAGUUGUGUUUAAACAAUUUUUGUCUGUAAUACGAAUUAGUUAUUGAAAAUUUUUGCUAUUGUAAUUUUGCAUGAUGUAAAACUCCUCACAAAUAUAUUAAAUGACUUGGGUUUGAUUUUCAAUACCCUGACACUCA
Amaranthus tricolor (Joseph's coat) is the source of this 1687-nucleotide messenger RNA. RefSeq names its product 15-cis-zeta-carotene isomerase, chloroplastic. Bases 113 to 1225 code for a protein of 370 amino acids. The transcript is spliced from 4 exons. Gene Ontology annotation, biological process: carotene biosynthetic process. Lineage: Eukaryota; Viridiplantae; Streptophyta; Magnoliopsida; Caryophyllales; Amaranthaceae. Gene Ontology annotation, molecular function: 9,15,9'-tri-cis-zeta-carotene isomerase activity. Gene Ontology annotation, cellular component: chloroplast. The record is from RefSeq and is a predicted model, not a curated record.